Molecule: messenger RNA, 909 nt
Organism: Emiliania huxleyi CCMP1516
Lineage: Eukaryota; Haptophyta; Isochrysidales; Noelaerhabdaceae
Exons: 3
Coding region: 1-732 (243 amino acids)
Molecular function (GO): protein binding
Source: RefSeq, a predicted model, not a curated record
AUGCUCGCACUCCUCCUGCCGACCUGCAUUGGGCUCUUCGACAGCAUUGCGCCCGGACCGCUCCCGGCGGUGGCCGCCGCCGCCGCCUCUGCCGCCGCCGCCGCUGUGUGGCAAUCACGCCGCACCCGGUGGCAGGCGGAGCAGGUCGAGGCGGCCGACGCUCUCCGAGCACGGCUUGGAUCCCUCCUGCCCCUCCCACGCACAUUUUUCCGCGUCAAACCGGCGGGGGGAAAGGGCGACGGGCUGUUUGCCACGAAUGGCAUUGACGCAGGCACGUUCCUCUUUGACUAUGAGGGCGAGCGCCUCUCCGCGAGCGAGAUGGAGUCGCGAUACCCUGGCAACCCCGGCGGCGACUACGUCAUCUCGGCUGGCGUCGGAGCCGGCUUCAUCGACGCAGUGACUCCGGACCGCCGCAACCUGGCGCGGUACAUGAAUCACGACGGUAAGGCGCCCAAUUGCCGCUGCAUGACCAUGAUGAGCCCAGGCGGGCGCGCGAUGCUGUUCACCAGCACUGACGUCGAGGCGGGAGACGAGCUCGUCUGGGAUUACGGCCGGGAUCCUAGAUGCACCAGCGCCCUCCACCCGCGCGGCCCAGGGCCGCCAGUUCUGGCGCGGCCGCGCCGCGCCGCUGUAGCGUGGCUCUCGGCGCUGAGCGAACACAGCGACCGAUCCUACAUGAACAUGCAUGCAGAUGUGCGCGAGGCCAUGACGCGUGAGGCGCUCCUGCACUGAGCGCCAAGCCCCGGGGGGCGCUGCACCUCGCUCCUGGGGGGGGGUUGGUGGCCACAAGGCAUUGUCUGAGGCUGCGAGAACUCUGCGAGAUACCAGAUACGGGCCGUCGAGACUCCGAGAUGGCGCACUCGCGGGUGUGCUAUGCGAGCCGCUGCGUGGCGGGUUGUUUUGUACUUG